This is a messenger RNA of Parasteatoda tepidariorum (common house spider), 1082 nucleotides long. RefSeq names its product solute carrier family 60 member 1. Lineage: Eukaryota; Metazoa; Arthropoda; Arachnida; Araneae; Theridiidae. Gene Ontology annotation, molecular function: D-glucose transmembrane transporter activity. Gene Ontology annotation, biological process: transmembrane transport. The record is from RefSeq and is a predicted model, not a curated record.
GUGGAAAUGUUUGCUGUCUAAACCUGUGGGGUAAGGACAGUGGACCAUUCUUUCAAGCUCUCCAUUUUACGUAUGGCUUAGGUGGAUUGAUAGCUCCUCUCGUAGCAGCUCCUUUCCUUGGUGAUUACUCUGAAUAUGAACAAUUGGGCGGUAAUAUGACGCUAGCUGCCAAUGAUAGUGGCUACCAAGUUCCGACAGAAGCAAUGUUUUUAAAUGCAUCAAGUAUAACUUCCGCUGAAAUACCCCGAGUCACCUACGCGUACAUGAGCAUUGGAGCCAUAUCGUGUUUUGUUACGCUUUUGUUUCUUGUGAUGUCAGUCAUAUCACCAAUCGAUGAAAGUGGUAGAAAACCUGAAGAAACAGCAUCUGGCAAUAGAAGUUUCGGAUUUACAGCCAUCAUCGUAAUUCUAACUACUAUCCUAAUCCAAACUUCAAUGGGUACUGAAGUUGGAUAUGCCCAAAUGCUAACCACUUAUGCCGUUAAAGGACCACUGCAUCUAACUCCGACUACUGGAAGCUACAUGACUUCAACCUAUUGGGCUGCAUUUACAGUUGCAAGGUUCGCAGGAAUAUUUUUGACUAUUAAAUUUAGCCAUUUAACUAUAUUAGUGUUUGAUGUCAUCGUAACGUUCCUUGGUGGACUAGUUUUAUUAUUUUUUGCCACUCACUACGAUUGGGCUCUUUGGGUUGCUUCCAUAUUUCUUGGAGUUGGAAUAGCAUCUUUUUUCCCAGCAUCAGUGAGUUGGAUUGAAAAAUAUAUCAAUAUCACAAACAAAAUAGCUUCAACAUUUCCUAUUGGAGCAGCUGUGGGAGAAAUGCUUAUUCCUUACGCAAUCAGCUAUUUUAUGGAAAAGAAGCCAGAAGUUUUUAUUUAUGUAGUUGUUGUAAGUUGCUCUAUAGCAAUUAUUGUUACUUUUUUCAUGUAUUUAAUAUUAAGAAAUACACCUGAUAAAUACACGAUAAAGAAAGGUGUUGAAAAUUCUGCAUAUGUUGAUAAGGAAAGUCAUAUAUAGUAUAAUUUUAGAAAUGCAAUAAAUUAAAAACUCCUCUUGUUUUGAAAAUGGUUAUAAAUAAAGUAUGUA